Myotis brandtii (Brandt's bat) is the source of this 1345-nucleotide messenger RNA. It is a transcript of the gene SMIM7, whose product is annotated as small integral membrane protein 7. The record is from RefSeq and is a predicted model, not a curated record. Bases 64 to 291 code for a protein of 75 amino acids. The transcript is spliced from 5 exons. Lineage: Eukaryota; Metazoa; Chordata; Mammalia; Chiroptera; Vespertilionidae.
GUUCCUCUCUCCGCCCUCCCUAGACUUCCGCUUCCGGUUCUGUCGGACACUUCGGCUGUAAAGAUGAUCGGAGACAUCCUGCUCUUCGGAACGCUGCUGAUGAACGCCGGAGCGGUGCUUAACUUUAAGCUGAAAAAGAAGGACUCGCAUGGCUUUGGGGAGGAGUCCAGGGAGCCUAGCACAGGUGACAACAUCCGGGAAUUCCUACUGAGCCUCAGGUACUUCCGAAUCUUCAUCGCCCUGUGGAACGUUUUCAUGAUGUUCUGCAUGAUCGUGCUAUUUGGCUCCUGAGCUCCAGAUACUGAACCAGUAACACACCUUCCCGGAUGCCAAGCCUCCCUCUGUUCCUGACAACUUCAAGAAUGUUUUUGACUGGAAAACUGGUGACCUUCCCAGAAAGCCCAAGCUCGUGGUGGGUGAAAAAAAUGUUCACCAAGAUACACUUGGUUUCCUGGCCACGUCACUGUUGUUUUUUUAAAGAUAUUUUCAAUUGGUCUGUGCAUUGAAAUGUUGUCUACUUAAGGAGUUUCAGGAGGGUUUAUGUAAGGGACUGAUAACAUUGCCUUCUUUAUAGAAAAAAGAACAUGUCUAGAUAGUUUUAUUGAAUUGGAAUCCCUCUUCCACUAAGCUUUCAUUAGAAACGUUUCUAUUGGCUAUGUCUUGGUUUAUUUUUAAUAACUAUCCCUUUUGGUUCGAAUUACACAUUUUUAGAAAUCAUUUAUUUCCAAGGAUCUGAACCAGAAAGGUUGGCUUUUAAGUUUGAUGCAGCCUUUAUUAGAUUCGGUGAAUAACAGAGUUCAUUGUUGCUGGGUCUGUGUUCAGUUCCUUCUCUGUCCCAGUAGGCGCGCUUGGAUUACAGUGUAGCUGUCGUCCCUAGGACUUUAAGGGUGAAGUCUUAUUGGUUCCCACGGAAGAGAUGUGCAGAAGAGUUGGCAGGGGCAGGCAGAUGUCUUAUGAGAAAUUAUGCCUUGCCUUGAAAGCCCUCUGUUAAAUGGGCCAUUAAUUGUACAAUUUUUAGAGUGAGAGUGAUUUAUGUGGUAAUAUUGGGACCUAGUUCUGAAAGCUUGGGGUUUUAGGGUCUGUUUUUCAAAUGGGUGAUUUCAAGGUUGGAAAAAGAAUGAGCUUCAUUUGAGCAUUUUGUACAGAAGCUGCUUUAAAAGAAAGUCCUGGUUUAAUUGCCAAAAUGAAACGCUGGUGGUCAGUACCUGGAUCUCAUAGGUGUUUGAUUUGUUUGUUGUGGGUUUUGGAAUCCUGACUUGUAGGUAAGCCUGGUGGGAGGAAAAAGCAAACACGCAGGCUUUUAGAACUAAAUAGCAUUGAAAAUAAAGCUCAUUUCCUAAAAGGA